UUGGAUAUUUGAUAUCGACAGCCUUUUUUAUGCGUUUCAUAACAAGUUGAGUGAGCGUCUCGUCGCACCCGGUUAAUAAAGGCUUUCCAACUAUUUACGAUUUUUCGUGCGAAAUUUGAAAAAAAGUAUUUUUGUAAAGAGAAUCAUCGUCUUUCCAAACUAUUCAAUACUACCCGUGCGAUAUUUGAAAGAGAUAUCGUCUCACUCUUUGGAAAGAUUGAUAAAGAAAGAAGGAAAAAAAGAAAGAUGAAGUCGGCUCGUGUACAAACCUCUCUCUUGCUAGUCGCUGUAGUUUUGGCGAUUCUCUUCGCCUCAAGCGAGGCUUACGAAAAUGGCGCACCGGUAUCUGCAUGUGUGACUGCCACACCAGGGCACGUAACAGGUGAAACACCCAUUCCUCCACAAACUGGUGACGGCCCGUACAAUAUCACUUUUGACGUCCAGGAGUACGUUCGGGGCGACGAGGUCCAAGUUACGAUCGAGGGGACGUUCCAGGGCUUCUUGCUACAGGCUCGUCGAGUCUCGGAUGAUGUGCCUGUGGGUACUUUUACGGCUCCUAACGCAACCAUUGGGAAGCUUCUCCUCUGCACCACCAGUAAUACUACCGUCACUCACACUAAUAUGGACGAGAAGACUGACCAAGUAUUUACAUGGCAAGUCCCAGACGCUGGAACAGGGGACGUUAGAUUCUUCGCCACGGUUGCCACCGACCAUGAUAACUUCUACGUGGGAAUCUUGUCAGAGAUACUUGGUGAUUCCGUGACGGACGCACCAACCACUAUGGGCGAACCUACUACUGCGGAAAUGACCACUGCAAAUGAACCUACUACUGCGGCAAUGACCACUGCAAAUGCUGUCAGGCUGUCUACUGGUUUCGGGAUUCUUCUUCUGGCAGUAGUCAUCAGCGUGCUUCAGUUGUUUGCCUAGAUAUUGCUCUUCUAAACGUUACCAAGCAACUAACUAACAUCAACACAAGUUCUGAAGUCUAGUUUUAAUUUCACUUAACAUCAAGUUAUACAGCCAUGUGUGUUUGAUUACGAUCAAGUUUAAUGUUGUUGCAAGAUUGAAAGAUUAGGUCUGUAGUUGUUUGCAUAGUUAUCGCUCUUCUACCCGGUUGCAUCGUUACGACGACCUUUUACUUUGUGAAAGCAUAAAAACAAGUUUUGAACUUGAGUUUGAAUUUCAUUAAACAUUAGAUUAAAAACAACCAUGUGUGUUUGUUUAUGAUCAAGCUUUUUUAAAGAUAUAAUUGUAAGUUGGAGAAAAUUAGAUCUUUAGUCAAAUUACGUUACGUAUAGAAGCUCUACAUUUCGCUUAAGUUAAAUAAUAUCAUUUAUGAGUGAACUAAUCAUUUUCCAAACGUGAUAUUUCUUUUAUAAUUAGAGUCAUUUUGACUAGGGUUUCUACAUUAAUUUGAUAUUCCAUAUUCCACUUAAGGUGCAGGUAUAAUGUUUUGUAUAGACAAAUGCUGCUUAGUUCCCAUGAUAUUGAUAAGUGUUUACUUAUUACUUGGAUCAACAUGACCAGCAGCUGUUAGAAUUCGUUUUACAAUAUUGUUUUCAUUUCCAUGUAAUCACAAUCCAUUGACAAUGUAACGUGAUAUCUGUUCAUAUUAUUAUGAAGGCUGAUAUACGUAUAGACGUGAAGCUGGAUUGAGAGUUACGUUAAAUUAGAAAUGUUAGGACUGAGUGUGCAUUACGUUUGCCUUGUAUUCAAGAAUUUUGUUUUCUAGCAAUAAUUGUUGCUACAUUUCGGUAACUAUGAUCUAAAAUAAUACUAGUACCAU
Strongylocentrotus purpuratus (purple sea urchin) is the source of this 1786-nucleotide messenger RNA. RefSeq names its product putative defense protein 3. Gene Ontology annotation, molecular function: oxidoreductase activity, acting on metal ions. The transcript is spliced from 7 exons. The coding region runs from base 247 to 927 and encodes 226 amino acids. The record is from RefSeq and is a predicted model, not a curated record. NCBI's taxonomy places the organism in Eukaryota, Metazoa, Echinodermata, Echinoidea, Camarodonta, Strongylocentrotidae.